AUGACAGGUCCUUAUUCUGGCGAGAAUGAGGAUGAUCCCUCCAUCAUGGAUGCCUAUUCGCACGAAGAGGACUUCUCGCCGCAUGAGACCUCCCCCGCAGACCCCAAAACCAACCAGUCCUUGCCCAUGCAAAAGAGGCGACGAGUUGGUCGCGCUUGUGAUGAAUGCCACUGCACGUAUGACCAGCCCUCUAACCGUCGUCGCAACCCGGCCCCGCAAUAUGUGGAAGCUCUCGAAGUACGCAUGCACAAGGCGGAGGCCCUCCUCCGAUCAAUCCUCCCGGAUAUUAACCUCGAUGAUCCGGAACUGGACGUACGAGCCACCGAGCAGCGACUCGUCACCGCGCUGAAGGAGAAGCACACGCCGACCGAGGCCCUCGCGCCAAAACCCCCCGCGGCACCGGUCGAGCCAACCCCUGAGGGCGGGGAUGAGUCAUUGCUCGAAACUAUGGUCGAUAACUCUGGCUGUCUAGAUCGCGAUGACCAGGGCCACUGGGAUUACCAUGGCCAUACCUCCGGCAUCAUCUUUAUGCGCCGUCUGCGUAAACAACUGGGUGCUACCGAGUUGCCUAUAACACGACCGGGCGGACUUACACAAACCCUCGAGAGCCCCAAAUCAGUCUCGGAUUCCCCACAAGAUUCGCCUUUUCCCCCCACACACGAUCUGCCGUCUCGGGUCGUUGCACGACGCUUGUGUCACAAUGCGCUAGAUGACGCUUGUAGCUUGAUGCGCUUCAUUCAUGAGCCAUCUUUCUUCGCCAGCCUCGAGCGCAUUUACGAUAAAUCCCCUGAUCAAUAUACCAAUGAGGAGAACUCUUUUCUACCGCUGCUAUUUAUUGUAAUGGCAGUGGGAUGCUUGUUUUCAGAUGACGGAGUAGGUACCCUCGACCUAGCUGGUUACGAGGGAGCCAUCGGCCAAGGAUUUCAAUUCUUCAAAGCUGGAAGACAGCUUUUGGAGGUUACAGAUUGCCGAGAUCUGACCUCUUUACAAGCGAUUUGCUUCAUGGUUCUCUUCCUUCAAUCCUCUGCCAAGCUUAGUACGUGUUAUUCUUAUGUGGGUAUUGCGCUCCGCUCAGCACUGCGAUUGGGUCUGCACCGUAACGUGAUUGCGGACUUCAACCCGAUUGAGCGAGAGCUCCGCAAGCGCAUAUUUUGGGUGGUACGCAAGAUGGAUGUCUAUGUCAGCACACUUCUUGGUCUGCCACAGAUGCUCAGUGACGAUGAUAUUGACCAAGAACACCCCUUGGAAGUUGAUGGAGAAUUCAUUACUGCGGAAGGGAUCAUUCAAAUGCCCACGGACUACACUCCUCUGAUGGCUGGUCCAAAUGCGCAUACUCGCCUUUCCAACAUUAUUUUGAAGGUGGUCAAGUAUAUUUACCCGGUGAAGAAUGCGAAAUAUCGCUCCAAGUUUGAUCAGCGAUACAUGGUCAGCCAUUCCAAAAUCCGAGAAAUUGAGCGCGAUCUUCAAAAUUGGAUGGAGGAACUACCACCAGCUCUCCGCCCCGGUACAGAAGUGUCUCCACAACUUGAAAGGAUUCGUCAGCUGCUCCGAAUCAGCUAUGCACACGUACAGAUGGUCAUGUAUCGUCCAUUCUUACACUAUGUAUCGGGUGGGUCCCAAGCUCGGGGCGUCGAUAAGCGUUCUUACGCCUGUGCUGCGGCUUGCGUCAGUGUGUCUCGAAAUAUUGUUCACAUCACCACUGGAAUGCACAAGAGGGGUCUCCUGAAUGGAUCAUUCUGGUUCACCAUGUACACAACCUAUUUCGCCAUUCUUUCUUUGAUUUUCUUCGUGGUUGAAAAUCCUGAUUCUCCCACCGCUAAGGAUGGCGUUCUCAAGGAUGCCAUGGAAGGCAAAACCACCUUGGCCGGGCUAGCUAAGAAAAGCAUGGCAGCAGACCGGUGCUCUCAGAGCUUGAAUUGUUUGUUCAAGACAUUGCCCGAAAUGUUGAAGAAUCGCCAGGGCUCGAAACCUCUAGUGAAUUUGAAGCGACCCGCUCCAUCCAGCGUUUCCAUGGAGCCAGAACCUAUCAAGCUUCCCUCAGACCAAACCACCUUGCCUCAUCGCUCAAGCACCUUCCCCACCCAGUUGAUGCAACAUUCUCAGAUUCCGGACCCUUCUACUCGUCGACAAAAGAGUAUGGAUAACCCCAAAGCUAUGAACAACCGCCCCGUUGAUAACGGCUCGCACUCGGCGUGGCUGGCCUCGACACCUGAGCUAUUGACAGAAAGCAUGGCCACCCCGGAACCCAUGGCCUCUAGCUCUUUAAACGCUACCCUUGCCAACCAGGAACCGUCAAGCUUUGUGUGGUCUCAGCAGUCUACCAAUCCAAACAACCUUCCCGAUCUCAUGCCCAUCAUGUUUCCCUCUGACGAUCCGUUCGCGUAUCCUACUCAGCCUAUGUCUACCCUGGAAGACGAUCACUUCCGCCAUGACCGCUCCGGCAUGGCUUCCGCUCAAUUCCCAUUCGACUCUGCUUCACAGUCAGGAAUGGCGAAUUCACCAAGCGACCCGAGUAUCAGCACUCCCGGAUUUGACUUCUCGACGCUUCCCGGCUUUGGGGCAACAUCCGGUUUCAAAUCCUCAGUGCCCAGUCGUCUCCACGCCCCUCCACAAUCAUUGAACUCGCCUCGAAUUCAGUCCCCAAUUUCCCAAAGUCAUACCCCGACCGAAGCUCUAAGUAGCCCUGACCUGGUCUCCAUCCCUAAUCAGAACUUUGUCUGGCAAGGUUACAACUUCCAACCGACAAACGGCAAUCUAGCUUCUGAGCAGCAGCCUAUGCAGCAAGAACCGGUUUCCAAUGGACUUCCAGACUUUACCAUGGGCCUUGACGAGAAUAACAUGGGUAUGAACAUGGAUCUGGGCAUCUCAUUCGAUGACCUGUUUGGGAAUAACACCAACUGCCGCCCUGGUAACGGCGCAUCCAACGAUGAGUGGAACCAGUGGAUGAAUGCCGGCAUGUAA
Messenger RNA from Penicillium verhagenii, 2961 nucleotides. RefSeq names its product putative C6 transcription factor (Mut3). Gene Ontology annotation, cellular component: nucleus. The transcript is spliced from 5 exons. Gene Ontology annotation, molecular function: zinc ion binding; sequence-specific DNA binding. The record is from RefSeq and is a predicted model, not a curated record. Bases 1 to 2961 code for a protein of 986 amino acids. NCBI's taxonomy places the organism in Eukaryota, Fungi, Ascomycota, Eurotiomycetes, Eurotiales, Aspergillaceae. Gene Ontology annotation, biological process: DNA-templated transcription; positive regulation of transcription by RNA polymerase II.